Molecule: messenger RNA, 3750 nt
Organism: Manis pentadactyla (Chinese pangolin)
Lineage: Eukaryota; Metazoa; Chordata; Mammalia; Pholidota; Manidae
Gene: FAM111B
Product: FAM111 trypsin like peptidase B
Exons: 6
Coding region: 1378-3570 (730 amino acids)
Source: RefSeq, a predicted model, not a curated record
CCCACGCAGCCCACCCGGUCAGCGCUGGAAAUACUUGGCUGCUAGGACAAUGACAGGUGCCAUGCUUGCCCUGCCCGACGCUAGCUUUGCCCCCACAAUGCCUUUUACAGAAAUUCCAAGGACCCAGAGGGAUGGAGACAAGUUUUCCCAGAGACAGGCUCGUCCUCUGGCGCCAUCUGCAGACCGCAUGCGGAACUCCAUCCGCCGUGAAGAAGCCUUUGCCCGCAGCUUUAGGCCUGGAAUACUCGGGGUGGAUCUUAGGGCUCUGUCUGUGUGCAGGGGUCCUGGAAGGCGGCUGCCUCCCGCGCUGAUCUCAUCCCCAGGAUCUGAGUAAGAGAGCUACGGACUCUGAGGGGCGGUCGCAGAGGGAACAGGUUCUCAAACAGUAAGCUGUUUUCUCAAGUCCCUGGCAAAGCACUUCUGAUCAUCAGUUUGGUGAUGCCUAACCACGGAGCCCUCCAUCAGAACAGUGAGUUCUGCACAUGGUUCCGGCGCAUCCUAGGAACUGGGGGUGCCAGCCCGGGCCUCUUAACUCCUGGUUGGUGGAGUCUUAAGUGCAUUAGCCUCUCGGCGGAGUUGGCUCGUUUGCGGGAGGCGCUGAGUGCCAGUGGGCCCCCACCGCUGAGCUGGCUGCUGCCUGCUUUGGGCCCUUUGGGCCCUGGAAGCCCGCGUAGGGCGCGGCGCCCACUCCCGCGGGUUCUGGGCCGGGGCCUCUGCCCGCUCUAGGCGGGUCUGCCCGGAGGCCUUUUCCACCCCGUAGAGGCUGGGGGCCACGAACUCGCGCACGGGGCACCAGGCCCGCGGGCCGCCGCGGAGUCCAAGCCCCGGGAGGGCGCGAGGCCACCCGCUCCUCCCACUCCGGCCCCGUCUCGCCCCGCUCCUCGCGCGACGACAGCGACGCGGACUGGCCGGGGUGUCGGAGGGAAGUGGCUGCUGCGGAACGCGGAUGUGGCCGCGACCCGAGGGCGAGGAGCGGGCGGCUGGACGGGACCGAGCAACGGCAGGAGGAGCUGGCGGGCGAACGCCUCCCGGCAGCCGCCCGCGCGACGAGGUCCACACCCAGCCUUUCCCGCCGUCCCACCUGGCCGGACGAGGCCAAUCGGCUUCCGAGGAAGGCAAGGCGCUGUCCAAUGAGGGAAGACAGCCUCCGUAGCCCCGCCUCCCACCGGCCGGAGGCUGUGUCCCGAGCGCGGACGUCUAGCUGGAGGGAAGUUCCCGAGAGUUCGCUGAGCGCCAUCCCCGCGGCUCCUGCGCGUGCCCGUGCUCCGUGGGCAGCGUGUCUGCUUCUUCUGGAGGAUAAAUUCAGUCCCUGUUACUCCAUUUGCCCAGAAAUCCAAUCCAGUAGCAGAAGUGAGUUAUACUCUAUUGCAACUCAUCAUGAAUUCCAUGAAGCCGGAAGAGAACAAGUCACUCAGUGCUCCAGAGAAUGACCAGAGUACCAGAACUGAAGUUUCAAAGGAUACUGUCACGAAGAGGACAUGUUCCGGCACACCUGUUGAUCAUUCUCAAUCUGAUGUAAGAGAAUGUAGCAGCACUGUUGCACUUAGAAGUGAAGUCAUUAAGCAUGAGGCAUCCCUUGAAAUUCAGCACCCAAAUUUGAGCACCAAUGAAAUAUAUGAUUUUACUUUUAGUUUUCAUGGAAGGUUCAAGAAGACAGACCAUAGUAAGUUUACAGCAUAUGGUAAACUCAAUGACAGUAUCUACUCAGCUCUGAAAGCUAAUGACAGUUUCAAUGAAAAGGUGAAGAAGCAUCUUAAUAAGAGCAUUAUUGUUUUUGAAAAAGAAAACAUACAAGGAUAUAUAAAUUUAGGAAUGCCUCUCAAGUGCCUACCCACAGAGUCCCAUUUAAAAAUAACAUUUGGUUGUAAUCAGGAAGGUGGUCAGAUAUUACGCCAAUAUGAGAAUCCAAACAUCAAAUGCAUUCUUUUCCACAUUGUUGCUCUUGGGAAGAACACAAAGACGAUUCUUAAGAUCAAGGAACUUCAUGAAAAAGGAGCUACACUGUGUAUCUAUGCCUUGAAGGGUGAGACUAUCAAAGAAGCUCUCAUCAAGGAUGGCCGAUUCCGGUCUGAUCUAGAUGAAUUGGAAUGGAAACUAGUGGAACAGCACAGGAAUAUUUACGAAAAACAGACCAUAGUGGAUGUAGUAUCUGGAAAACUGUUAGAAGUGGACAUUCCCCUCAAGAAAGUCAGGAAAGGUACCCAUAAAGAAAUUAAACAGGAGAAUGAAAAUGCCACUGAUGAAAUCAGUCCCCAGGAUCUGUUAGAGUCUCAGGUGGAGGUCCACAAACGAGAAGAAGAUGGGGAGACUGAAGGUGUCGAAGACAACAGAGAAGAAACUCUCCCAUCUCAAAGUCUAGGGCAUGAUAUUGAAGGUAAAAGACAAAGGACAAAAUCCAGACUUAGGCACUAUUAUAAUAGUUUGAACAGACAUUGUAGGGGAAAAAACACACGAGUUAGACAAAGGGUCCGUCUGGGCAUGCCAUAUCCUGUUAAACGAGCUAUCCAGAAGGAGGCGACUGAUCUCUGGCUAAAGAAUUUCCAAAUAUUGGAUGAAGCUAUAAUGCCUCAAUAUCCAAAUUUUAAAAAAGACGCACAGUGGAUAAAAAAUUAUUUUCAGGAACAACAGAAGAGAAAAAAACUACCACCAUAUAAACAAUUCAACAUAUAUAAAAAAUACUUAGGGAAAGUGACUGAAAAUUCGACUUCAGUUGCAACCUGUGAACAUCUUGUUGAUCUUAGUAAGUCAGUUGGAUUCAUGGUAUGGGACAAUAAUGGAAACACAGGCACUGCAACUUGCUUUGUCUUCAGGGAUAAUUAUAUCUUCACCUGUAGACAUGUUGUACAUCUUUUGGUGGGAAAUGACACAGAUUCAAGUUGCUGGCCAAAUAUAAUAAGCAAAUGUGCAAAGGUAACUUUUUCCUACAAAGAAUUCUGCCCAGUUGGUGUUGACUGGUUUUCCUUUGAGCCGUGGCUUGAAGUGUCUGAUGAAACUCUAGAUUAUGCCAUAUUAAAGUUAAGAGAAAAUGGAAACGGAUUUCCUGCAGGCCUGUUUGGACAAAUGUCCUCUCCACCAUCUAAUGGGUUGAUUUAUUUAAUUGGUCACCCAGAAAGCCAGGUCAAAAAAAUAGAUGGUUGUGCUGUCAUUCCUCUAAAUCAACGUUUAGGGAGGUACUCAGAGCUUCUCCAAAAUGAGGUGGCAGGACCUCAUGCUGCCACCUAUAAUGCUUGCCCUAUGUUUACCCAAAAAAGUUUCCUAUCAGAGGCUUGGUGCACAGACGCAGUUAGUUAUGAUACUUAUUUUUCUAGUGGGUCCUCUGGCUCUCCAGUGUUUGAUGCUUCUGGCAAAUUGGUUGCUGUGCAUACCUUCGGGCAUUUUUAUAAACGUGCAGGUAUAGUUCAUGCCCUUAUUGAAUUUGGUUAUUCUAUGGAUGCAAUUCUUUCUGAUAUUGAACAAAAAAAGGAGAGCUUGUACAACUUAUUAACUGAAAAGAAAAAUGAGAACCACAAUGAAGACAGAAAUAAACAGUUGUCACUUAAAGAUCAUCGGAUUGAACCCAUGGAACAUUAGAAAAAAGAAGCUGCUUUCAAGAAAAUAUGCCGAUAACGUAGAGUAUUUGGGGCUGUUUCCUUUAAUUAUAAUGAAUAUUCCUUCUUAAUUAGAAAACUUAGAGAAUCAUGUGGAUGUGUAAAACACAUAUUAGAGCUCAAAUAAAUAUAUUUUUUUUCUCAUUGGCUUUUUGCUCAUUUG